AUGGGUUUGAUGGAAAAAUUCAAGAUUAAAUCGAGUAAAGAUGAUGAUGAUAAUUCCAUCAAAUUACCUCCAAUUAAUAGCAAUAAUUAUUCUAAUACUAAUUUUCGAAUAAUUCCUGAGGAAAGUUCUUUAAACAAUGUCAAGAAUUUGAAGAAUACAAAAGUAAUCAAGAUUGAAAAUUCAAAACUCAUGAUGAAAACAAUGCAAAUUGUGCAAGAUUCAAUUUUUGAUUUUCUUACCAUUGUCGAUUUGAUUCAAAUUGAAUCGGCUUGUCAUGCUUUUAAUGAGAUGGUAGUUUCGUAUUUUGAAAGUAGAAAUGCUGUUUGGUGGGCAAGAGCUUGGCAAAUUCACUUUCUUAAUGAAAUGGACAAGGAGAUUGAUUCUAAUUAUCAAUCGGUUAUUGGAACUAUCAAUUCGAGAACUGAAAAUACCUCAACACGAAAUACUUAUACUGCCAGUAGAAAUUCAAUUGAGGAAAUUGAAAAUAAUUAUCCAUUUGUGUAUUCAAAUAAUCAAAACGAAACAACUGACGAUACAAAUGACGAACCAAAUGAUGAAUAUUACGGACAAAGGAAUUAUACUGAACUAGUCAUUGAUUCCAAACAGCAAAUUGAUCAAUUAUUCGAAAAUGGAGGAUUCAUCCAAGAUGCCACUCAUUUAAAAUACUCAUCCAGUGGUAAGAGUGGCUCAGCAGAUGGCAUAUUCUCAAUUCCUCUCAUCAACUUGAUUGAUUUUAAAGAAAAUAUUCCUUCACACUCCUUCUCCCAACGAGAAAAACACGAAAGAUCACCAAUUGUUCUGACAAUUGAAUCUUUUUUAAGGAAAUUCUUCAAAUUACUUUUGAAUAAUUGGUGGCUCGCCUCCAGAAAUCAAAAAUCAAAAAAUCAAAACACAAAUGAAGAACAACUCAUUCUCACAAAUUCACACAUCUCACGAAAGCAACAGAGAGGUUACGAUAAAUAUGGACCUGUCUACAGUACAGAGAAUAUCAAGACAUUUUCAAUUAGGUAUAGAGCACAUAACACACCUGAAACUAUUCUUUGCUCCCUCACUAAUGUUUGUUCAUACUAUGGAUAA
Molecule: messenger RNA, 1077 nt
Organism: Naegleria gruberi
Lineage: Eukaryota; Heterolobosea; Eutetramitea; Acrasida; Naegleriidae
Exons: 1
Coding region: 1-1077 (358 amino acids)
Source: RefSeq, a predicted model, not a curated record